Molecule: messenger RNA, 2498 nt
Organism: Rhinichthys klamathensis goyatoka
Lineage: Eukaryota; Metazoa; Chordata; Actinopteri; Cypriniformes; Leuciscidae
Gene: nell2b
Product: neural EGFL like 2b
Exons: 18
Molecular function (GO): calcium ion binding; protein binding
Source: RefSeq, a predicted model, not a curated record
UCUUUCUCCGUCUCUCCGGCCGUAAGCGAAGGAAGGACAGGCGCACCUGCAUCUCUGCACUGACCGCUCAUUCACAAGAGGACACUGCAUCUCCACAAGCUGAAUUUUCGCCUCAUGGAGUUCUCACUCUUGCUUUAUAUCCCCGUGUUUAUUUGCUAAAGUUUUGCCGAAGUAUAAUGAAGGUUUGAGGAUGCGUUUUUUGGAGAUGUAUCACUGAUGCGCAUCUCGCUCAGUCUCCAGCAGAACACCAGCAUGAUGGAAUAGGCGUUUUUCUCCCCUCCUUCACAAUGGGAUUAUUCAAACUUUAUUUUGCGCUUUGCGCUGUCGGACUUUUCUAUGUUUCAGGUUUCGGGGUUGAUCCAGCAUUACAUGUGGACAUUUUCCAGGAGUUUGAUCUUGUGAGGUCAAGUGCUGGAAUCUCCCAGGUCCAGGGGUUCAACAAUGAGAGUAGAGCAUAUCUGUUUGAAGGCUCAUCAAGGAAUGCAAGAGCUUCCCUCAAGGCAGCAGAGAGUAUUCUUCAGAAGUUGAGAGGAAGAACAGAGUUCACUCUUCUACUGACCCUCAAACAGGAGAAAUUCAGCUCAGGAGUGCUGCUAUCCAUCCACUAUGGAGAACAGAGGUUUCUGGAGGUAGAGAGCAGCGGUCUGCGUAAUGAGAUCCGUCUCUUCUUCCAAACCUCAGACCAGCGGCAGCAGAAAGAGGUCUUCCCCUAUAGUCUGGCAGAUGGACACUGGCACAAAAUCUCCCUGGCAUUCAGCGCCACCCUAGUGGUGCUCCAUAUUGACUGCAACAGAAUUUACGAAAGGAUUAUGGAGACCCCAUCUAUGGACUUUCCCAGAGGAACAAACAUCUGGCUUGGUCAAAGAAAUGACGCCCAUGGAUUCUUCAGGGGAGUGAUGCAAGAUGUUCAGUUGGUAGUCGUACCCCAUGGAUACAUCGUCCAGUGCCCAGAUCUCAAUCGUACUUGUCCCACUUGUAAUGAUUUCCAUGGGCUGGUUCAGAAGAUCAUGGAACUUCAAGAUAUUUUAGCUAAAACAUCAAACAAGUUGGCACUUGCCGAAGAGAAGAUGAAGUACUUGGAUGGAUGUUACUGUGAGAGGACGUGUACCCUGAACGGAGAGAUAUACAGGGACGAUGAUGCUUGGAUAGAUGGAUGCAGAAACUGCACAUGCUCAAAUGGUACAGUGGAGUGUGAGAGUAUUUUCUGUCCACCCCCUCAGUGCCCUCCUGAUACAGCUCCAAUCUACAUGCAUGGAGAAUGCUGUAAAGAGUGCCAGCCCGUGUGUCUGUUCAGAGGAAGAGUGUACGUGGAAGGUGAUCAUAAGAGCGUACACGACUCUGAGGGAAACUGUCUGCUGUUUGAAUGCAGGGAUCGAAGUAUGCGUAGGGUUGAGAUGACUACUUGUCCAGAGCUGAACUGCCCAGAGUCAGAGCAGAUCACACUCACAGACCGCUGCUGCAAAGUGUGCAGAGGGCAUGAUUUCUGUGCUGAUGGUUACAACCGCAAUUGUGUGGAGAAUUCGGACUGCAUUAACCUAGAGGCAGGAGCUUGCUGCAGCUGUAAAGAGGGAUAUCAUGCGCUCAGGGACGACAGCGCCUACUGCCAAGAUAUCGAUGAGUGUGCAGAGGGGAAACACUACUGCAGGGAGAAUACGAUGUGUAUGAACACUCCCGGCUCCUUUAUGUGUGUCUGUCACACCGGCUACGUCCGUAUCGAUGAUUACUCCUGCACAGAGCACGAUGAGUGUGUGCGUGGACUGAAUACCUGUGACGAAAACGCUCUUUGCUUCAAUACGGUUGGCGGACACAGUUGCUCCUGUAAACCAGGGUACGUCGGCAACGGGACCGUCUGCGGAGCGCUCUGUGAGGGCCAGUGUCUCAACGGAGGUUCAUGCGUCACUCCAGAUACCUGCGUCUGCCAGCAAGGCUUUACUGGAAAGAGAUGUGAGACAGACAUCGACGAGUGCCUCGAUGGGUUUGUGGAGUGUGACAGUCGAGCCACUUGCGUCAACCUACCUGGCUGGUACCACUGCGAGUGUCGUGACGGAUACCAUGACAACGGAAUGUUCUCAGCCAAUGGAGAGUCAUGUGAAGACAUUGAUGAAUGUGAGAUGGGGAGGCACAGCUGUGCCAACGACACCGUGUGCUUUAACGUGGACGGAGGUUACGACUGCCGCUGUCCGCACGGCAGGAACUGCACGGGAGACUGCGCCCAUGACGGGGAAGGUGAAACACAACGGCAGAUCUGGGUGCUGGAUGACGACAGGUGCUCGGUCUGCUCUUGUCAGUCGGGGUUGGUGAUGUGCAGGCGGAUGGUGUGUGAUUGUGAGAAUCCCACGGUGGAUGUGUUGUGCUGUCCUGAAUGCGAUCCUCGUCUGAGUUCUCAGUGUUUGCAUCAGAACGGUCUGCUAGCAUACAGUAAUGGAGAAACCUGGGUGGAAAACUGCCAGCAGUGCCAGUGUAUGGUGAGUGACAGCAUGUUAAACCAACUCGAUGUG